AUGCCUACGCUUGUCCGCCCGCCUCCAUACGCAACAGCUGAUCUUGGACGAAGAUACUCGAUACCUGUCGAACGCGCCGUCUGGGCGUACCGAGCCCAGGAAGGACACAGUGGAACGGAUGCCUGCGGAGAUCGGCGAAAUGAGGCUCGGGCGGUAGCACCGGAGACCUCGGUGGGCGAAGAGGACAACGUUCUGGAUGUGGUACCGACUGCUUCGACUUGUACUGUCACGUCGACUACGGGGUGA
Peniophora sp. CBMAI 1063 is the source of this 246-nucleotide messenger RNA. NCBI's taxonomy places the organism in Eukaryota, Fungi, Basidiomycota, Agaricomycetes, Russulales, Peniophoraceae. The record is from the annotation of a GenBank genome assembly.